Dibothriocephalus latus is the source of this 1107-nucleotide messenger RNA. Lineage: Eukaryota; Metazoa; Platyhelminthes; Cestoda; Diphyllobothriidea; Diphyllobothriidae. The record is from the annotation of a GenBank genome assembly.
CCAGAACUUGAAGAAGCCCGACAGGAAUUGAUCAUUACAACGGCCAAUAACCGUCGCGUACUGAAGGAGACUGAGGAUCGUAUCCUGGUUACACUGUCAGAAUCUGAGGGCAAUAUUCUGGAGAAUGAAUCCGCUAUUAAGAUCCUGGAUUCGUCAAAGGCCAUAUCUGAUGAUAUUUUGAAGAAGCAGGCGGCAAUUCAACACACAUCUGAAGCUCAAGUAUUUGCCUCUGUGGCAGAAGAUACCCAAAAGAAAAUUGAUGGAGCUCGAAUGGAUUAUUCUCCGAUAGCCAAGCAUUCGGCCAUUCUCUUCUUUUCAAUUGCCGAUCUGCCCAACAUCGAUCCCAUGUACCAGUACUCAUUGACAUGGUUUGUGAAUCUUUACAUCAACGCCAUUCAGGACAGUAACAAGUCCAAGAUUCUGGAAAGACGUCUGCGUUACUUACGGGAGCAUUUUGAGUACAGCCUCUACGUGAACGUCUGCAGAGGGCUGUUCGAGCAACAUCGGAUAUUUUGUUUUUAUCGCACCGCCCUUUUUCCUCUCCAAAUCCCCUCCAUCCCGCUGCUGCUGCUACUGUUGUUGCAUCUGCACCACCCCCCGCCCAGCAACAAGUCAAAGAUUCUGGAGAAGCGUAUCCGCUAUCUGAUUGACUACUUCACCUACAGCCUUUACGUGAAUGUGUGCCGGUCACUGUUUGAAAUGCACAAGCUCCUAUUUUCAUUGAUUUUGUGCAGCCAACUGAUGAUGGCUAAGAAGGACCUAAAUCCAAAUGAGUUCCUCUUCUUCCUCACUGGUGGUGUUGGCUUGGAGAACAAACUGGCUAAUCCCUCGGGUGGUUGGCUGCCUGAUAAGGGUUGGGAUGAAUUGUGUCGAUUGGCUGACAUUGAGGUCUUCAAAGGUAUCAAUGAGCAUCUGCGGGACAACCUUCCAGUCUGGAAAAAGUUUUAUGACAGCAAAUCGCCCGAGACCACUCCCCUGCCAGAACCUUGGCAGCAAAAUUUGGACCAAUUCCGAAGGCUUAUUGUUCUACGCUGCAUCCGACCAGACAAGGUAAGUCUCCCGAGCAGAACUCAAGUUCUGACUACAAACCAGCACGUCUUCUGUUAA